GGUCAUUCUAUCGGCAGAUUCGCCAGUUUUCCGCAAGGUCGCAACUACGGCGGGCGUAAAUUGACAGAUACAUUUUCAAUACACGAGGAAGCAAGUGCAAACACAACGAAAUGGCUGCUAGAUUUAUACAGAAAAUUGUCAACACAACUCCGUAUUCCAGUCGUGCCUACUCUUCUGGAUCUAAAAAAGUCACACUGAUACCUGGGGAUGGCAUUGGUCCUGAGAUCUCCGCUGCCGUUCAAAAAAUAUUUGCUGCGGCCAAUGUGCCCAUUGAAUGGGAAGCCGUCGACGUGACCCCCGUUCGAGGCCCAGAUGGAAAAUUCGGCAUUCCACAAGCAGCCAUCGACUCGGUGAACACGAACAAGAUCGGCUUAAAGGGCCCACUGAUGACGCCCGUGGGAAAAGGGCAUCGUUCGCUUAACUUGGCCCUUCGCAAGGAGUUCAACCUCUAUGCCAAUGUGCGUCCCUGCCGCAGUCUUGAGGGCUAUAAAACACUGUACGACGAUGUUGACGUAGUUACCAUACGUGAAAACACCGAGGGCGAGUACUCUGGCAUUGAACACGAGAUCGUCGAUGGCGUCGUUCAGAGCAUCAAGCUGAUCACCGAGGAGGCCUCUAAGCGCGUGGCAGAGUAUGCCUUUCAAUAUGCCAAGAACAAUAAUCGGAAAAAGGUAACCGUCGUGCACAAGGCAAACAUUAUGCGUAUGUCCGAUGGUCUGUUUCUACGAUGUGUUCGAGAUAUGGCCCAAAAAUUCCCAGAUAUCCAGUUUGAGGAGCGAUAUUUGGACACCGUUUGCUUAAACAUGGUCCAGAAUCCAGGCAAAUAUGACGUACUUGUCAUGCCCAAUCUAUAUGGUGAUAUUCUAUCCGAUAUGUGUGCCGGUCUGGUUGGCGGUCUCGGCCUGACGCCCUCCGGCAACAUGGGUCUGAACGGCGCGCUCUUUGAGUCUGUUCAUGGUACCGCUCCCGAUAUUGCUGGCAAGGAUUUGGCCAACCCCACUGCCCUUCUUCUUUCCGCAGUCAUGAUGCUGCGCCACAUGGAGCUUAACUCACACGCCGAAAAGAUAGAGCGCGCUGCUUUUGAAACCAUCAAAGAGGGCAAAUACUUGACCGGAGAUCUCGGCGGCCGCGCAAAGUGCUCUGAGUUCACAAACGAGAUCUGCAUCAAACUGUAG
Molecule: messenger RNA, 1175 nt
Organism: Drosophila guanche
Lineage: Eukaryota; Metazoa; Arthropoda; Insecta; Diptera; Drosophilidae
Gene: Idh3a
Product: probable isocitrate dehydrogenase [NAD] subunit alpha, mitochondrial
Exons: 5
Coding region: 111-1175 (354 amino acids)
Biological process (GO): isocitrate metabolic process; tricarboxylic acid cycle
Cellular component (GO): mitochondrion
Molecular function (GO): magnesium ion binding; isocitrate dehydrogenase (NAD+) activity; NAD binding
Source: RefSeq, a predicted model, not a curated record